AGUCAUUGCGCUGCCUUAUUGACUCUUGCGUGUACUCAAGGUCACGAACAGGUGAGAGAAAUCCUGUCGGCGGCAUCGUUUCCUCUGAACUGUCUCCUGUGCCAUCAUUGCUUCUUCUUUGUCCCCCACCAGUUUGGCGUGAGACUUGGUUGCUCCCAAUCCGACUUCUGGGCCGCGUCCUGCCUGCUCCACCACCUCCUCAUCGACAUCCCAGGAGUCCCUACACUCGGUGACAAUGGGUGGAAUAUAUCUGUAGGCAACGAUAGACCAGAUAUCGCCAGCUAGUUAACUCGCCCUCUCACCCUCUUGUCCCUCAUCCGACACAAUGCCCGAGACUCCUUUCGGUUCCAACAACCCAUUCCGCCGCAAAGCUCCAGGCUCUGGUGCCCCGCCCCCGCCUGGGCAGCCCGGGGCUCCCGGAUCAUCACCGCUCCCGGCCUCGGUCGAUCUUUCAGGCCCUCCUGCGCCUCUGCCCUCCAGCGACUACUUCCGAAGCCAGCUCCAAGCUCUCCCCCACUCAUCCCAGCCGCCGCCCUCGACGAGUUUCCAGAAGCCAAAGGUGGUUAAGAAGGUGCGCGUGCAGUCACCCCCACCAUCGUCGCCAGAAUCGUCAUCGAGUGCGCCAGAUACAUAUCCCCUAGGCGGCAAGGGUGAAGAAGAGAGCAGCACUAGCAGCGAUGAAGGAGAAGAAGAAGAAGAAGAGGGCGAGGAUCCGUUCAAGGGCGCCCCGUCGCCUCUAAGCCUCUCGGAGGAAGGACAGAUAGGCCAGAUAGGAACACCACCGCUGUCGUCGCAUAGACCUCCAGCAAAUCCGUUCCAGAAGACACUAGAGGACAGAGGACAGAAUCCCACAUACCGGCCCCAGUUGGAAAACCCCUCAUCUGGAGGAAAGGGCUCCCUUGACGUGGAGGCCUUCAGGAAGCUGCUUCUGACUGGCCUGGGGGCCGCAACUGGGACAGCCGCCGGUCCCCAGACAGCAAACCCACCGGCACCUACCGGCGACGGUGCCAGCACCACUGACGCAUCGUCUAUUUCACGGCAGUCCGUAUUUGAGACUACCCACCCGCAGGAGACUCCACGAACCUCACAUGAAAACUCCGAUCCUGGAGAUGAUGAUCAGCUUGGUUUGGUUAGUGAGCCGCUGGCCAAAACCCAGCCGGCACCGUCGACUUUGAGGAAGAAACCUCGGCCUCCAAGCUCUCGCCAUGGGAAACUUAUAGGGGUUGAUUUGAAUCAAUCAAAUAGGAAUGCCGGCCAGGUUCCUGGAGGCAUACUUCAACCAUCCUCACCCAGCCGCGCUGGCCCGAGUUCUUCUCCUGGAACAUCACCGCCGAAACAACGUCCAUCCACACCUUCAGACGUGAACAAACCCCUUCCACCAGCUCCUGCACGGAGUUCCCUGGACGAGGAUCCUGAAAGUAUCUUCGACAAGGAGGCAGCCGGAAAAGUGCCCGAGCCAAUCCCUGACCCAGACGCAGCUGUGCUACCGCCUCCCCGACCACCGACCCCCCCAAAUGCCUCUAAUUCGACAUCGGCAGCAACGUUGCCUCAAGCGUCAAGAAAACCAGCGCCCCCGCCUAGGAGGAAUCCUCACGCCAGGAUAGAAAGCAAGGCGUCUAUAGCGGCGAGACCCAACGCUACAAUGACAGCUGUGGCCCCGAGUGGUGAUGAACCCGACACUGCGCGGCGCUCUUCUGUAGACUCGACACGAUCUCGUUCCUCCAGCCUCCGCGUCAGCAUUCACGCUCCAGUCCCACCGCCGCCCCGGCGGCCGAACCACGGAUCCCGCCAAUCCGCAUCCUUCACCUCGCCCUCGGCCCUCAGCUUUUCCAGCAUCGCAUCCAGUAACAGCGCCACAAGCCCAACGCUACCCGAUCUGGAGCUGUCAUCGCCCCAUCCGCGACAUGGCAACAUCGCUGACGCCGUUAGCUCUGCCCCCAGCGCCAGCACACCCUCCGCAGCGGCCGGUACAGGCACGGCAGUCCUCACCAAUAGCACCAGCAGUCACGGACAUGGGCCGACAAAGCUAUCCCCGCCGCCGCCCCCUCCGGCGCGGAACCAGUCGGUCCGCUCGUCUGGCCGCCCGGCCAGCGUGUCGAGCUUCGACGCGACGUCGAGGCGCGUCGGCCGCGAAAAGGACGGUGGCGCGGCCGGGUCCGGGUCUAUACCGCCACCGCCACCGCCUCCGAAGAGGUCAAGGGGCGGCAGCAGAGACGGGGCCGACGGGCCGGGGCGGAGGACGAGUGUGGAUGGCGUCCGGGUCCUUGGCGGGGCGGUGGUGGAGGAACCGGGGGUAGAGGUGGUGAGGGAGGAGGGCGAGGCGGGCGCGGAAGAAGCCGCGGAUCAUUCCGCUGCGAACGACAUACUGGCGGAUCUGGAUGCGCUGCAGAGGGAGGUCGACGCGCUGAGGGGGAGGUAUGAGCAGCCUGGAGCGGGCGGUGGAGAGGUCGGUAGUUGAAGGUGAGAGGCGGGCGUCGACGGUGUUGAGAGCGAUAAUGAGGGAGACACCGAGAGCUUAAAAAAGGGGGCGCGGGGGGUUGGGGGGGGGGUCUGCUCAGUUCGAAGGUUGAACUAUGAAUUUCUUUUCGCCUUUUCUGUUUCUGAAUAUCCCAUCACGGGAAUGGGAUGACCAGGCAUCCCAGACGCAUUGGUAUGAAGGUAGCCUUGUAUACUAAAUAAAUUCAUGGUAGUUGGCAAACGAUGCUUUUCUCCCGUCUGGGCGCCAA
Molecule: messenger RNA, 2726 nt
Organism: Phialemonium atrogriseum
Lineage: Eukaryota; Fungi; Ascomycota; Sordariomycetes; Cephalothecales; Cephalothecaceae
Exons: 1
Coding region: 326-2458 (710 amino acids)
Source: RefSeq, a predicted model, not a curated record